AUGUUAUCGAGGACAUCAUUACAUAGUUAUACUAUUACUAAAAACAGUAAUCGUUUAUUCAAUUCAUUUAAUAGAAUAUUUAGUCAGAAUGUUGUUACUCUUUUAAAGAAUAAUAAUAAUAAUAAUAAUAUAAAUAAUAUCAAUAGUAAUAUAAGAAGUUAUGGUAGUAGUACUACUACUACUAAACCUGUUGUAAUAGGUCAACCUACACAUGAAACACAUCCACAUCUAUUGGAUAAAGGUGAAGUUAUAAAGGGAAUCAAAUUGGAGGAGUUUAAAGAGAGAAGAAGAUUGUUGGCAGAGACAUUACCUGUUGGUUCGAUUGCAUUGAUUAUGACACCACCAGAACCGAUGAUGUCGUAUGACAUUCCCUAUCAUUUCAGACAACACACCAACUUCUAUUAUUUUACUGGUUUGAACGAACCUGAGGCUAUAUUGGUUAUCGAAAAGACAUCGGACACUCAAUAUAAAACAUCGAUCUAUUUGCGUGAGAAGAUACCAGAACGUGAGAUUUGGGAUGGUCCAAGAUGUGGUUUCGAAAAUGUAACAAAAUUAUUUGGUGUUGAUUUUGGAUAUCCAUUAACACAAUUAGAUCAAUUAAAAGAAACAAUUGGAAAAUAUAAACAAGUUCUUUUGAAUAAGGUGGAAUGGAGUAAAGUUUUUGAGAAACUUGGAAAUCUACAGUAUUAUGAUUUGGAGAGAUAUCUACAACAGAUGAGAUUGGUAAAGUCACAGGCAGAGAUCAAGAUGAUGAAACAAUCUGGUGAUAUCGCUGGUGAUUCAUUUAAGGAAUGUAUGAAAUAUAUUCGACCAAACAUGAACGAGCAAGAGCUAGGUGCCUAUUUUGAAUUUUCAAUCAAAAAGCGUGGUGCUCAGAGAAUGUCAUAUCCUCCUGUUGUCGCCGGUGGUAACAAUGCAAAUACCAUACAUUACAUUUCAAAUAAUAUGUUAUUAAAAGAUGGAGAUUUAUGUUUAAUGGAUGCAGGUGCUGAGUAUUGGGGAUUCACAAGUGAUAUCACUAGAACCUAUCCUGUGAACGGUCGUUUCAGUCAGGCACAACGUGAGAUUUAUGAAGCGGUUUUGGAUGUAAAUAAGCGAUGCAUAGAGUUGGUCAAACCUGGUGCUUCUAUCAAUUCGAUUCACGAGCAAUCGGUACUGAUGAUUACGGAGCAUCUUCAACGACUUGGAAUAUUACCGAGUGGCAAAACAGUGAGUUCGCUGGCAAGAAGUGGUGUCUAUCAUAAAUACUACCCACAUUGCAUCGGUCACUAUCUUGGAAUGGACACACACGACUGCAUCGAUAUCAGCUACGGCGAGACUCUGACCGAGGGUAUGAUCAUCACAAUCGAACCGGGUAUCUAUAUCGAUGCCAACGACAUGUCAGUCGAUGAGAAAUACCGUGGAAUCGCCAUUAGAGUUGAAGAUGACGUUGCCAUCGUCAAUGGCAAACCAUUCGUUUUAACAUCGAGAGCGCCAAAAGAAAUUUCAGAGAUUGAAUCGUUGCAGAAAUAA
Molecule: messenger RNA, 1512 nt
Organism: Heterostelium album PN500
Lineage: Eukaryota; Evosea; Eumycetozoa; Acytosteliales; Acytosteliaceae
Gene: xpnpep3
Product: aminopeptidase P family protein
Exons: 4
Coding region: 1-1512 (503 amino acids)
Cellular component (GO): mitochondrion
Molecular function (GO): metalloaminopeptidase activity; manganese ion binding
Source: RefSeq, a predicted model, not a curated record